Molecule: messenger RNA, 1385 nt
Organism: Arachis duranensis
Lineage: Eukaryota; Viridiplantae; Streptophyta; Magnoliopsida; Fabales; Fabaceae
Product: class V chitinase
Exons: 3
Coding region: 1-1101 (366 amino acids)
Biological process (GO): carbohydrate metabolic process; chitin catabolic process
Cellular component (GO): extracellular region
Molecular function (GO): chitin binding; chitinase activity
Source: RefSeq, a predicted model, not a curated record
AUGUCUAGAUUAUACAUUGAAAUAUUUGAUAUAUAUAUAUAUAUAUAUAUAUAUUCAAAUGCAGAAGCUGCAGUGAAAGGAGGAUAUUGGUAUUAUGACAGUGGCCUUGAUCCUUCAGACAUUGAUUCCUCUUACUUCACACAUCUCUUCUGCGCUUUUGCACAAUUAGAUUCCACCACCAACCACCUCACUUUACCUUCAACCGCAUUCUCAACCUUCACACAAACCGUUUUGCAGAACAACCCUUCACUCAAGACCCUUCUCUCCAUAGGAGGAGGUGGUAAUGGCUCUGCUCCUUUUUCUACAAUGGCUAACAAUAGCACUUCCCGAAAAGCCUUCAUAGAUUCUUCAAUUCAAGUAGCAAGAUCAAACAAAUUCCAUGGCCUUGAUCUUGAUUGGGAGUAUCCCAGUUCAGACACAGACAAGACCAACCUCGGCCUCCUCCUCAACGAGUGGCGCGCCGCCAUUGCUCAAGAAGCUAGCUCCUCUGGCAAUACACCAUUGCUCUUAUCUGCUGCGGUUGCCGGUUCUAACCAGAUUACAAAUUUACAAUACUACCCUGCUGAAGAAAUUGCAAGCAACAUGGACUGGGUCAACGUGAUGGUGUAUGAUCUUUUUGUUCCAGAUGGGGCUGGUUCUACACAGCCACCAGCACCAUUGUACAAUCCAACAGGACUAUUCAGUGGAGAUCAAGGAAUCAAUGGUUCAUGGAUCAAUCAGCUUGGUGUUCCACCCAACAAACUAGCAAUUGGGUUACCCUUUUAUGGUUAUGCAUGGACUUUGGUGGAUGCUAAUGCUCAUGGAUUGUUUGCUGGUGCUAAUGGUGCCGGUUCAAUUCCUUCUGGAGGUUCAAUUCCUGUGUAUAGGGAUAUCAGGAGUUUCAUAAAUAAUGGGGCACAAACUGUGUAUAACUCAACUUAUGUGACAAAUUAUUGUUAUUCUGGAACUACUUGGGUUGGUUAUGAUGAUACUCAGAGUGUAUCUGCUAAGGUUAGUUAUGCCAAGGAAAGAGGAUUGAUUGGAUAUUUUGCAUGGCAAAUUGGUGGAGACGAUAAUAACUGGACACUUUCCAAAACUGCUUCGGAUGCUUGGGGAUCUUAAGGAGGAAGGUCCGGACACAGUUCACAGAGUGAUAUAUGAUGUACAAUGUAUGAAAUAACUAAUAAGCACCUUGAUUUCAUUGCCAUGUCUUAUGUAUGUUAAGUAUUUUCUUUUACAACAGCACUAGGUAUUGAAAUUAAAGUAGAAGCCAGGUAUAUUUGUUCUACAAUUGUAAACUGAUAGUUUAUCAGUUCUGUGUACUAGUCCUAUCCUACAAAUCGUUUUCCCAUUGAAGCAAUGAAAUUGGACCAACGCUGCAACGCAUAGUUAUAUAAUUUAAACCA